Molecule: messenger RNA, 4757 nt
Organism: Thamnophis elegans (Western terrestrial garter snake)
Lineage: Eukaryota; Metazoa; Chordata; Lepidosauria; Squamata; Natricidae
Gene: PCSK9
Product: proprotein convertase subtilisin/kexin type 9
Exons: 12
Coding region: 344-2401 (685 amino acids)
Biological process (GO): proteolysis
Molecular function (GO): serine-type endopeptidase activity
Source: RefSeq, a predicted model, not a curated record
CGGCACAUCCCCGCCCCAAAGAUUUAGAGGAGCACGCGAACAUCUGGCCCAGGGGGAGGGAAAGCAAAAGCAAGCGGAGUUGCUGCGCCUGUGAGUGUGCGCACUCGCUGGGAUGGUCAGUUAGCGUUUACUAUUCCUGAGUGACUCGCAAAGCGAAGGCCGGUUUAUAAACCCAAGUCGGUAGCGCGGUCCAAGUCCAAAACCAGGGUCGCUUUCCGUCCUGGCUCUGCUGGCGCCCUUUUCUUGGCUAUUAUCGGCGUGGGAAUUCUCCCUCGACUUGGCUCUAGGCCGGCGUUGCGGGUUUCCCGCGCUCUCCAAGGCUUGCUUUGCAAAGCGCGCCGCGAUGGGCAGCCGCGGCUUUUGGCGCGCUUCGCGGUUGCUGCUGCUCGUCGGUGCGCUCGCUGGGUCAGCGCCGGCGGCCGCCGCUCACUACGAGGCGGACGAAGGCGAAGACCUGAUGCGCUCCUUUGCUUUCGAGGAGGAGAACCUGGCCGAAUUCGCCCGGCACCGAAGCUCCCCCGCAGCUUUCUACCGGAGCAAUAAGGAGUCAUGGCGCUUAUCUGGACAUUAUAUUGUGGUGCUCAAGGAGGAAUCCCUUAAAUCCCAAGCCCUACAAACUGCCAAGCAUUUGCAGGCCAGAGCAGCCAAGCAUGGCUACAUGACCAAAAUCCUGCAUAUCUUUGAGGAGCUAAUCCAGGGCUUUGUUGUCAAGAUGAGCAGCGAUGUGUUGCAUAUGGCUUUGAAACUCCCACAUGUGGAUUACAUAGAAGAGGACUCUUACGUGUUUGCUCAAAGCAUUCCUUGGAAUCUUGGCCGGAUUGUCCCAGAACAGGUCACGCUGAAUGAGUAUAAUCCCCCCAAUGCUGGUGAACUGGUUGAGGUUUAUCUGCUAGAUACUGGUGUCCAGACGACCCAUCGGGAAAUAGAAGGCAAAAUAUUUGUGACUGAAUUUGAGAAUGUCCCUGAAGAAGAUGGCACUCGCUUUCACCGCCAGGCCAGUAAGUGUGACAGCCAUGGGACCCACAUGGCAGGCGUGGUGAAUGGAAGGGAUGCUGGAGUUGCCAAAGGGGCCAAUGUUCGCAGUCUGCGGGUGCUCAACUGCCAAGGAAAAGGCACCGUAAGCGGCACACUGAUUGGGCUGGAAUUCAUUGCAAAGACCCUGGCUGUCCAGCCCUACAGCCCGCUGAUUGUUUUGCUACCCUUGGCUGGCACCUAUAGCCCCAUCCUGAAUGCCGCUUGUCGUCAGAUGGUGCAGAUGGGAGUAGUCAUGAUAGCUGCAGCAGGCAACUACAAAGACGAUGCUUGUCUAUACUCCCCAGCAUCAGAACCAGAAGUUAUUACAGUUGGAGCAACCAAUGCCCAAGACCAACCUGCAUCCAUGGGGACUUUGGGAACCAACUUUGGACGUUGCGUAGAUGUGUUUGCUCCUGGAGAUGAUAUCAUUAGUGCCUCUAGUGACUGCAGCACCUGCUUCACAUCGCAGAGUGGGACAUCCCAAGCAGCUGCCCAUGUCGCAGGUAUUGCAGCCAUGAUCUUGAAUGCCAAUCCUGCCCUGUCCAUCUCCGAGCUAAGGCAGAAACUGAUCCACUUUUCUGUCAAAAACCUUAUGAACGAGGCUUGGUUUCCAGAAGACCAGAGGCUGUUAACACCAAACAGAGUGGCUGGGCUUCCCUCCAAAAUUGUCGCAGAGGAACAACUGUACUGUCGCUCUGUGUGGUCUUUCUUGUCUGACUCAACCAGUGCAGCAACAGCUGUUGCCCGAUGCAAUAGCGAUGAAGACAUGUUCAGCUGCUCAAGUUUAUCAAAGAAUGGCAAGCGGCGAGGGGAGCACAUUGAGGAUAUUGGAGGCAAGAAGGAGUGUGUGGCUCACAACAGAUUUCGAGGCCAAGGUGUCUAUGCCAUAGCCAGGUGUUGCAUUUGGCCCAAGGCUGACUGCCAGGUUAAUAGCCAUUCACAGACCACAGAGGACACAGCUAUGAAAAGUGUUAGCUGCAUCCAAGAUAGCCAUGUUUUGACAGGCUGCAGCACCCAUUCUCUGGCUGGAGAUGUCAGUGGCGGCAUCAAUGCUGUACACCAGGCAGACAGUAGCCGGGCUCACUGUGUAGGACAAGGAGAAGCAACGGUGCAUGCUUCCUGCUGCCAUGCACCCAGCCUUGAGUGCAGAGUUCAGGGACAUCCUCCCCUGGAAUACUCAACAAAGGUGAUGGAGACCUGUGACGAUGGUUGGACUCUAACAGGAUGUAAUGCCCAGUCACAUAGCUCCAACACUCUUGGGGCAUAUUCAGUGGACAACACCUGCAUUGUAAUCAGCCGUCCCGAAAGCAAAGGAGCAACUGCAGUUGCCAUCUGUUGCAGAAAAAAGCUCUUAGAGGAUGAGAAGCAAAGUUCCAGUAACAAAUGACAAUUCUACCUUUUCCAGCCUCCACCUAUCCAAAGGACCCACAAAUUUUGACAAUUGCCAUACAUGGUCAUACUGGCAAAUACGGUAGUUUGUAGAGCAGGACUCCAAUACAGCUUCGGAUUGCUUGUGAUAGCCUUAGCACAACAAUUUCAGAUGCUGCAAUUGUGCAAAACAUUGUCCCUCUAGCAACAGUCCCAUUGUUGUUUUCAAGAGAUGGGUGUCUUUGAUGUCUCAGUAAUAUCAGUUAAACUGCAUUUGUAAAAUAUCUUUGAUCAAUCAUUAUACAUGAUUUUUCAAUACCUUUUUAGUUGCAAUCAGUGACUUCCAAGUUUUUUAGAAUAUCUAUUUUGUCAACCGUCCAUUAGUUCAAUGCAUUUUGCUUAUAGUUGACACGGGGAGGAGCAUGCAGAAGGAUGAAGAAGAUAACAGUUUCUGUGUAAUUCUUUAGCUUGGUCCCACUCUUUCAUUGGUUGAACUAUAACCAGAAACGUCCGUGUAUAUAUGAGUGGUGCUUAAAACUGUAAAAGGUGAAAGUAUUAACACUACAGAUCAGCCCAGGAUAGCAGAUUAAUUGCAAAGCAUGCCAAUUAACAUUAUAUCGUGCUUUUUAAAAUUUUUAUAUACUAAGUUGUACGGUACUAUUUUGCAGCAAACAUAGGCAAACCAUGGGCUGUAUUAACCCUUCUUUCUAAAGGCCCCAUGCAAUUAAUAGAGUAUCCUUUGUAGUUAAACUGUUACGGAACCAUUUAACUGUUUAAUGCUUUAAAAGGAAACAGGCAUACCUGCGAGAUAUUGCGGGUUGGAUUUCAGAUCAGCAAAUAUUACAAUAAAGUUGAAUCACACAUUUUUAUUGGGGGGGGGAGGGAGGGGGUUUCUGACUGCAUAUAAAAGUUAGGUUUGCACUCUGGGUAAAAUAGUACUAUGUCUAAAAAAAUUAUGUUAAGUUCUUUAUUACUAACAUCUUAAUUAAGGUUCUUUAUUACUAAUGAGCAAAUGCUCUUGGAAAAAUGGUGCCAGUAGAUUUGACACAGGGUUGCCAUAAGCCUUCUAUUUACUAAAAAAAUUCAGUAUAUGGAAAAUUGAAUAAAGCAAAACACAAUAAAAUAAGGUAUGCCAAUAUUCAAAUACAAUUUGAUAGAGUUGGGAAGUGUUUCUCCUGAUUCUGCUCACUUCUUGAGAUUCUAUGGUUGUUGCCCUCUCAACCUGAAACAGCCUAGGAUUUAGAUCAGGGGGGUCAAACUUGUGGCCCGUGACCUGGGUGCAUCGUGUGCUGGCCACGCCCAGCAACGGUUUAGCAAAGAGGGGAAAAACUUGCAAUUUGUCACGUGACGUUCAUUGUGAGUUUGACACCCCUGAUCUAGAUUGUACACAUUACUGUUUUCUGUCAUUCUCCAGUGCCAUUAUAUAAAACCACUUAACAAUGGGUUGUAGUUGGUCUGAAGUAGGAUUUUAUCCUAUUGUGUCCUUAUAGUAACUUUUGAAAAGCAGACGUUUCUCCUCUUUUAUUUCACACAGGAAACAAUUACUUUAAUUGUAAUACUUAACAUAUUAAAAUUAUUGUAAAUGAACUGUGUUAGCUACUGUAUUCACAAAUGGAGGGAGCUCUGCAAAAAUGAGAGCAGUUUUCUCCAAGGAGACUGGAUCAACGUAGAGAAUUAUUAGUCUCCUAGAUAUCACUGAAGCAUAACUUUCAGUUCCAUCCUCUUAUGAUUAUUAUUCUGAAAAAUAUUGAAAACUAGCUGAAAAAAAUAAUAAUUGGGCUCCAGGAAGACUACCGGAUCAAUGUUAGAAUAGUUUUAUAUACGCAAACCUGAAGCUUUUAAAAGCACUGAAGACUUAGGACUCCUGCAUGACAGGCCUUAAGGCAACCAUAAAACCAAGUAAUCGCUGGGUAACUUUCACCAAACAGUGUAGUUUCCUAACAAAGUAUUUGGUAUUUGAAAUUGGCUUUUCAAAUCUUUUCCCCCCUUAUCGAAUGUUUCAUUGCCUAUAUAAUUGAGUCUUUAACCACGUAUAUGUUCAAUCAAGGGGAAUAUAUUUUUUAACUAAGGGACCAUAUACAUGUUUCUUUAAAUGUAAACUUAAAUGCAAGUUUAGUUCAAAGUAAAUGUGUAGUGGAGCCUGUUGCAUUUCUGCUUUAGAAAGACAAAAAGAACACCAAAUCAGAGUAAACUGCAUGUGACUCUUUAUAUGUUGUUUUGGAGUUAUUACUCAAAUGUAUUAUCUACAAAGUAAUUGCUUGAGAAGAUGUUUUGUGCUGUGGAUCUUACAUUUUUAUCUGGACUCUAUUUAUUAUGUUUUAUAUAACAUUUUAUAAAGCAAUUUCUUUUUGAAAUAAAGUUUCAUACAAUUUUAA